AUGCAUCUGGUGAUGUUGUGCCAGUCUGAUGUCAUUGUGCAUCUGAUUAUUUUGUGCCCAUUAUGCCGGUAUAAUGCCAUUCAAGCAUUUUACACUAAGAUGAUUCAUUUCCUGCUUUUAUUGCAGCAGAGAAACCUGGAGGCGUUGUGUCGAAACGUGGAUCUUCACCAGGUGCCUCCAGACCUUCCCCCGUACGUGUCUAAAAUCGACCUCUCCGGAAAUAAGAUUCGAAACGUCACCGAGAGUCCCCUGACCUUCUUCGCUUCCCUGCGUCACUUGGACUUAAGUUCCAACCUGAUCGGAUUUGUCAAACCUGGGAUCUUCGCGGAGAUGAAGAACUUGGAGGACAUCAACUUGGCCAACAAUCGGCUCUAUCUCUUGGCUCAGGAAGAUCUGUGGGUUGGGUUACUACCCCACGUGAGGAGACUAGAUCUGUCUCGCAACAGUCUCUACAGCGGGAUGGCCGAACAUUUCAUCCACCAGGCGCCCUCGUUGCGAUACCUUUCCUUGGCGGAAAACAGCAUCAUACACCUCUCCCACAGCAUGUUCCUAGGGUCUCCAGAGCUGGUGGAAGUCAACCUCCACAACAACAUGAUUAUGGAGAUAGAAGAAGGCGUGUUUGAGAGCCUGACACGUCUCUCCAAGCUGGAUCUCUCCAUGAACUCCCUCACUUGCAUCGUGGAGUUCAACCUCCGGCAGUUGGAAUUUCUCGACCUCAGUCGGAACAGCCUCGAGUCCUUCCACUCCACCCAGUCGGAGGAGGACUUCAACUUGAUCUGGCUUGACCUGAGUCAGAACAAGCUCCUUCGCUUCCCUGUUCUCCCUCAAGGAAAAAAGCUGACUUACUUGAACCUAACCAACAACAUCGUGCAGUUUGUGAUGGUGGACUCCCGUAACGACGUCGACUACCAGUGGGAAGAUGGGCCUCAAUAUCCCAACAAUUCCCAUCCUCCCUACUUGCCUGCCCUGUUAUCCUUGGACCUGAGUUACAAUGAGAUCCAAUCCAUCCCCAGCCAAUUCUUUGACUCCAUGUUGUCCCUCCAAUUCCUUAAUUUGAGCAAAAACUGCCUGCAGACUUUUGGGGUAACCAACGAGCUGGCCUCAUUGUCCGUCCUUGACCUUAGCUGCAACUCUUUGAAGGACCUUCUGUUGGACACCAACGCCUUGAGCGGUUUGCAGGAGUUGCACCUCCAAGACAACCAUCUUCAGGAUCUGCGUCCAGAUAUCUUCCAAGGUCUUCCGCAUCUCCAGCGGCUUGAUCUGAGGCACAACAAGGUCCACCUCUGUCACACGCAUUCAGUAGCAGGGAGGCACCGGUUGUCCCCUAACGUCCCUCGCGGCUGUGUCUCAUUCGUGCGAGUCCCCGAACUUCAAUAUUUGUAUCUUUCGGCCAAUCGUUUGAAGGACCUACCCAUGUACAACUUCUUCGGGACGAAGCUUAGGGUACUGGAUGUCUCCAUGAACUGGGGGCUUCAGAUCGGAGCCCAAUCGCUGGUCGGGUUGGAAUUCUCGCUGGAAUAUCUGGAUUUACACGGGAACGGACUCACCACCCUGAAUGUGGAUUUCUCUCUUUUCCCUCACCUCAGAUAUCUCAAUCUGUCGGACAAUCGGCUUAGCUGGUUGCCCGCUUGGUCGGAAGGCUGUUGCGUCCUCGAAGUCUUGGAUCUUCACAACAACAGCUUCAACAGCUUGAAAAACAGCCAGAUUCCAGCUCUGGAGAAAAACCUACGGAAUCUCUACCUGGUAGGGAAUCCACUGAGUUGUUGUGGGAAUGUCUGGCUCUCUCAAAUGAUCCAUAAAGCCGUGGUGGAGAUCCCCGAUCUAGACCUGGUCAAGUGUCAGUUCGCCCGGAGUUUGGGGUUUGAGGAGGAAGAGGUCAACGUGAGCCACGUCCGGCCGGAAGACUGUGAGAGGGAGGACCUCAAGAAAACGAGCAUUUUGAUUUUGUUGGCGACUCUGCUGGUUCUCUCGCUGAUCGUCGUCGGAGUCGGCUUGCUUUGUUGUUAUCGGAGGAACUUAUUUGGCCGCCAUUACAAGGUGUAG
Molecule: messenger RNA, 2043 nt
Organism: Thamnophis sirtalis
Lineage: Eukaryota; Metazoa; Chordata; Lepidosauria; Squamata; Natricidae
Source: RefSeq, a predicted model, not a curated record